Molecule: messenger RNA, 5305 nt
Organism: Seriola aureovittata
Lineage: Eukaryota; Metazoa; Chordata; Actinopteri; Carangiformes; Carangidae
Gene: rnf144aa
Product: ring finger protein 144aa
Exons: 8
Coding region: 507-1394 (295 amino acids)
Biological process (GO): ubiquitin-dependent protein catabolic process; positive regulation of proteasomal ubiquitin-dependent protein catabolic process; protein polyubiquitination
Cellular component (GO): cytoplasm; Golgi apparatus; ubiquitin ligase complex
Molecular function (GO): ubiquitin conjugating enzyme binding; zinc ion binding; ubiquitin protein ligase activity
Source: RefSeq, a predicted model, not a curated record
UAAAACAAGAUAGCCCACUGCUUUACGCAGGGUUUGAGUAGCAGGCUGACGGCGGGACGUUGCGCACUCCUCAGUGGUCGAGAGCCGCUGCCCCAGUGUACAAAUAAUCCUACUGUCAAGCAAAACAGAGAGGAGAGUGUCAGCUGCAGCUUGUGCUUCCCUCUGCUUUGCUUAUUUUUCUGCGGUGUGUGUGUUUUUUUUUUUUCUUUCGCCGAUGGUUGUUGGUGUUCCUGUUUCACCAGGGCCUGAUCUCAGGCGCUGCAGGCGACAGUAGCAGGUCAAAUGUUUCCACCUCGACGUCGGAGGGACACAUAAUGAACAUGGGCAUCACCCCUUCAGAGAUAUCCUCCUCUUCUUCUUCUUCCUCCUCCUCCUCCUCCUUCACCGCCUGACUGGUUGGCCGCCUCUUCGUUAAUCCAAUUCAGGAGAUCAUCUUUUCCAACCUUUCCUGAGGUUACACCAUCAAGACGGCUUUAUCUCAGAAAGCCAGCUCUGUGGCGGUGAAGAUGACCACGGCACGGUACCGUCCCACCUGGGAGCUGGCCGUGGACCCCCUGGUCUCAUGUAAGCUGUGCCUUGGAGAGUUCCCUCUGGAGCAGAUGACCACCAUCACACAGUGCCAAUGUGUCUUCUGUACACUGUGCCUGAAGCAGUAUGUGGAGCUCCUGAUUAAAGAAGGCCUUGAAACUGCAAUUAGCUGUCCAGACUCUGCCUGUCCCAAAAGAGGACACUUGCAGGAAAGUGAGAUUGAGUGCAUGGUGGCCACGGAAAUGAUGCAGAGAUACAAGAAGCUUCAGUUUGAGAGGGAGGUGCUGCUGGACCCGUGCCGGACGUGGUGCCCUUCUUCGACCUGCCAGGCUGUGUGCCAACUAAAGGAAUCAGAUUCUCCAGCGCUGCCCCAGCUGGUCCAGUGCGCCGUCUGUGCCCUCGAGUUCUGCUCGGCCUGCAAGGCCAAUUGGCACCCCGGGCAGGCCUGCCAGGAGAACAACCUGCCCAUUACCUCCUUCCUACCAGGAGAAAACAGCUCUUUCUAUAAGAAUGAAGAGGAUGACGCACCAAUCAAGCGCUGUCCUAAAUGUAAAGUUUACAUCGAGAGGGACGAGGGCUGUGCGCAGAUGAUGUGCAAGAACUGCAAACAUGCCUUCUGCUGGUACUGUCUGGAGUCCCUGGACGAUGACUUUCUCCUGAUCCACUACGACAAAGGGCCCUGUCGAAACAAACUGGGCCACUCCAGGGCGUCUGUUAUCUGGCACAGAACACAGGUUGUGGGGAUCUUUGCUGGUUUCGGCCUGCUCCUGCUGGUUGCCUCCCCCUUCCUCCUUCUGGCCACUCCCAUCGUCCUCUGCUGCAAGUGCAAGUGCAGCAAAGGCGAUGACGACCCCUUGCCAACCUAAACACGCCAAAAGGGCUGGAGUGGAGAGUCGCUCCGAGGAUGGGCCAUCUUUUUUCCUUUUCACCCCUUUACAUUGUUUUCCUUCCAGCAGCUUUGAGUGCUUCAUUUUUUGGGCUGAGCCCCCCCCCCCCGGCCGCUUCGGGAUCCAUCGCUCUGCAUGAGAGAGGCAUGGUAGAAAAGCGACCCUACACCUUGGCCUGAAGAGAGGUGCAGGGUCAAAGGUCAGAGGAGGUCAGACUUGUCUAAGGACCACUGUGUCUGUGUGUGUAAGACGUUGAUGGUUUGGGGAUGUGAAAGAAGACUGGGCCACUUUUAGGUGGCCUUACUGUGGGUUACUGAGGUGUGGUAUUUUGGCGGGUCAUUACAAAGAAAAAAAAUCAAUGUUAAGAAAUGCUUUUCUCUUGUAUGGACAAUAUCAUGCAGGAGCCACCUUAGAAAAAAACUUUUAAUUUUUUCGCAAUGUUUUGUCGGUUUGUCGUACGCAACAAAAGCUUUUUCUUUCCCACCACCACACCUGAUGUAGCUCUACAGAUUCAGUCAGUAGCAUUAGAGUUACACCGCGCAUCUUUGGUGUUCACUCGAUUUGCACACGGAACAUGAUUUCGCUGUCGUGUUCACGACUGAGGUAGAGAUGGGCGGCUGUUGUCACUCUCAACUCAAUGUACAGCACGUCCUCUUGAUGAUGUCAAUGUUUUAUAACCUGUCGCUUUUAAUAGAACCGUGCUCAGAGUAGUGUCUAUGUGUUGUACUUUUGAGUGUUUUCCAAACUGUAAGGUACACUUGUUAAAGGGGAUUACCACUCAAAGCUCAAAAUACACUUAUUUUCUGUGGUCAAGUGACAAGGACAACUAGUUUUGUUAACUAUCAGCCUAUGUUUUAUACCCAAAUGUUCUUUUUGUAAUUAUUGUCACCAUCUCUCCUAAUUCGUUCUCUUUGACGCACCUCCAGAUUGGAGUCUUCUUUGUAAGAGAGAGAUUGUGUUUCCAGAUGUUACAGAUUUUCAUAAUCCUAGAUCCAGAAAUGUCCAGAAAUUGAGUGGUGCUCCCCUUUAGGUUUAGCAUUAACUUAAAGUCUAUCAGAGGACUUUGUACCCACAUGUUGUGGAACCAUUUUAAUACUUCACUAAAAGAGAUGUCACACCUGUAAUUCUCAGUCCCCAGGUGAUGGUUUAGCCAAAUAGAAAUUAAUAGCCUUAAAUUGACACAAGCCAAAAUCAGGCAUUUCCCCCUCCCUGUGCUUUAAAAAGAGUUCAAAGUCAAAAUCCAAAUAAUCCCAGGGAAAGCAUGUUUAAAGGCAUUUUUAAAGCAUAACAGACAGUCAGUGAAGCCCUUUAUAUUCAGAUGAUUCUAUGAUGUCAUCCAUAUGCCACACUGUUAAUAGCCAUAAUGUAAAAAAAGAAAAAAAAAAAGAAAAAAGGAAGAAAAAAACAAAACAACCGUCCUGAUGUCUUGUGUGACCUAGGGCCUGUACUUCCUAAGCCUCUUUGAGCAGGAGUGCUCAUCAACAUCCAUCCAAUCCAUUUGAAACUUAACUCAGAUCUCCCACUCUUUGAGACUUGGCCCAAAUUGCAAACUUGCAUACGUUAGUGGUCCGAGUGUCGAUGUUUUGUUUUGUUGGUAGGUAGACCUCCAACAACAAGCAGCUAUUCCGUGCAGGGAUGUCAGAAAAAAAAAAAAGCCUAUAGAGUAAAUAUAAAAGAAUGUUCCAUUUUUGGGCACACAAUUAUGAAGCUGCUCUAUACUAUAUCACUUUAUCUAUGCAAGUUUGUACAUUACCAUUCUUAAAAGGCUAUCGAUUGGUCAUAAUCAUGGGUAAUCUGUGUGGCAAAAGCUGCCGAAUGUCACUAUACAUGUGCAUAUCAUGGCUUUUAUUUAAUCAGGGAAUUGUUCAGAAACCAUCCAUUCACUUUCAUCAUCUGUGUUGCUGUUAUCUGUCUUUUACCAAUAUUUUAAGGUUGCUAGCUUGAACUCCUGGACAGAAUUUGGUAAUUUUUCAGUACAGUACAGUAGAACAACUUCACAAAAACAGUUAUUUCAUGUUACGUCAGUAAAGGUGAGAAAAGAAAUGUAUAAACCGAUUAAAUUGAGUUUUGCCACCAUGCAAAGCCAUUCCAGUGUUCUCAAUAAGCCAUUUACUUUAUCCAUUCUUCUGUGUUCAUGUAGCAUUUCAUGAUCAGUGUGGCUACAGUUAACAUACAAGGUGGUCAAUAGUAUAUAGAAACAUAAAUAUAACGGUAGCUAACCUAAGAUAAACAGUAGCUAAUCAUCUGCAACUCCCUUCUGUUCUCAUAAAUUUAGCUCCGAUAUUCCGUAUUAUAAUCCUUGUUAUCAGUAGCCUUACAUUUUGAGUACCUUACCUGUAGCCUGUGUUGCUUUCACUGACCUGACCUACUGUAUGAGCAUGGUAAUUUGAUAUCAAAGCCAGUCCAAUUUUCUACCUUUAAAGUUUAGUUCCUAAACCCUAAAAUAGUUUAAUUCCAGAAGCUUUUGUUGUUUUAAUGACAAUCGUGCCAAGCAGAUUUCCUGGAAGGGAUGAGGAAACAGAGCUGUCUACUGUUUGUGCAUUUUGACCAUGUAUUUGUAAUGUAUUAACAGUUUUUACAGGGUGGAAAAUAUUUAAUGCUUCUUUUAUGUAAGCGCUGCACUGUAUAUUGGUUCCAUUGUUUUACUUCUUGAUAUGAUCUGUGAUGUGUGUGGUAUGGUGCCUGCUGUCUUUAAUGGAGGAGUUAAACAGCUGAAAUCAAUGUCAACUCAACAGAAAAGUCAAUACAUAUGAGAGAAUUGCAACUGUACUUUGUAAGGGUUUUCACAGUUUCAUCUAUCAGGGGUCUGUCUAUCACCAGGAUACAAACGGUUUUCAAAUAUAUUCAUUCAAACACACAGAUAACAAAGUUUGAGCAGGCACAAGCUAACAACAAGUCAAAUAAAAUCAUGACAACCUCCAUUUUUUCACACAACAUUCUUCGUUACUUCUGUUUGCUGGCACCAAUGAACAGGUAGAUUCUGUAUUAUGCAACAAACAUAAAAGGGCCAAACAGCAAACAUAAAAAUCACUGCAGUGUCACGUUGCAUAAUUAUUCAUUUUCUAGGGCCAUGAGAUGUUUGUCAGGGCUCCAUAUAAAGGUUUAUAAAACCACCUAACAUCAGCGCAGGUGUUGGAACAGGACAGUUUGACAGAGUUAAAGGCUUCUGGCAUUUGGCCCUCGAAUGAGAAGUAAGGUAAAAGUGUAUUUUACAAAGGCUCGAGAUCUACUCUGCAGCUAUCCUAAGAUCAAGUUUGGUUACGAGCAGCAAUUUAUAUUUUAUAACCUGUUGUGUCAAGAGAUGAAGCUGCAUGAUUUUUCUCUGACUUCUACUUGUGAAAUAUUACUAUAUUGUAGCCUCUAAAGAUCUUUGGAAUGGUAGCGUUGUUACCCUUUCGCCCAGCUGUCUGUUGUUUUGUUUUUUCUCUCUUUUUUUUUUUUUUUUUUUUUAGAAAAUAUAUUUUACAAUGUUGGUCAGCCUUCCUCCAUUCAGCAGGUUGGUUUCAUGUGUCUGUUACUUUUUUUUGUUGUUGUUUUUUGUUUUUUAUAUACCUGUGUUACACCAUAGUUGUUGUAUUUGCAUUAUCUUUUUAAAGAGUGAAAUUCCUUAGGCCUGAUUGGUCAAUUCAGUUUCAGUCAGUCACCUCAGUUAGUGGAUCAUUGUCAGAGGAAAUGCUGUCUGUACACACGGCUUCUGUGUUUAGAGAUGGUAAACAAUGUCUGUAGUUCAAUCAGUAAUCGAAAGUUAAUCGACGUGGGUGAUAACAAAGAAAUCAACAUUGUAAAAUGGCAUAUUUGGAUCAGUUCUGAACAACGACUCGGCAUCUCAAUAUAUCUACAGUUCCACUAACACUGUGACACCAGGUAUUAAAGGUUGUUGUUUUUUGUGA